This is a messenger RNA of Erythranthe guttata (spotted monkey flower), 1166 nucleotides long. RefSeq names its product LEAF RUST 10 DISEASE-RESISTANCE LOCUS RECEPTOR-LIKE PROTEIN KINASE-like 2.1. Gene Ontology annotation, molecular function: ATP binding; protein kinase activity. The record is from RefSeq and is a predicted model, not a curated record. Gene Ontology annotation, biological process: protein phosphorylation. NCBI's taxonomy places the organism in Eukaryota, Viridiplantae, Streptophyta, Magnoliopsida, Lamiales, Phrymaceae.
UUCCCAUAUUGUCUCUAUGAUCCAGGUACAAUCGUUGCAGUAAUUAUUAUAACAAUAGCAACAGCUCUCUGUUGCCUCAAAAGAAGAAUUGUAUCAUGUUGUCGUAGACAUGCAAAAGAUGAAGACAUUGAAAAACUUCUACUCCAGCACGGGUCGCUUUCUCUAAAGAGAUACAAAUAUUCCGAAAUCAAGAAAAUGACCAAAUCUUUCAAAUUUAAGCUUGGUCAAGGAGGAUAUGGUAGCGUCUAUGGCGGUGUUUUACCCGAUAAAUCCCUUGUCGCUGUCAAGGUUUUGAUCGAAGCUGAUAGCAAUGGAGAAGAAUUCAUAAAUGAAGUUGCUAGCAUUAGUAGAACCUCCCAUGUCAAUAUUGUCAAUCUCUUGGGAUUUUGCUAUGAUAGAGACAAGAGAGCUUUAAUCUACGAAUUUAUGGCCAACAAAUCUUUAGACAAGUUCUUGAUCAGAAGUAACGGAUCAGCUGAUAAUACGGAUUGUCCUUUGAAUAUGGAACAACUGUACAAGAUUGCUCUGGGUGUUGCAAAAGGUCUAGAAUAUUUGCACACUGGUUGCAAUACAAGGAUUGUUCAUUUCGACAUUAAGCCUCAGAACAUUCUUCUGGACGAAGAGUUCUGUCCGAAAAUAUCAGAUUUUGGGCUUGCUAAACUGUGCAAGAAGAAGCAGAGUAUAAUAUCGAUGCUUGGAGCAAGAGGCACAAUUGGGUACAUUGCUCCAGAAAUAUUCUCCAGAAAUUUCGGAGGAGCUUCCCAUAAAUCUGAUGUCUAUAGCUAUGGAAUGAUGGUUCUUGAAAUGGCUGGAGCCAGAAAAUUCGACGAAAUGGAGACAACUCAAUCGAGCGAAAAUUAUUUUCCGGACAGAAUCUAUGAGCAGGUAAUACUUGAUGUUACCCAGAAAUUAGAUGAUCUUGAGAUUAAAGAGGAUGAAGAAACAUCGAGGAAAAUGUUUUUGAUUGGAUUUUGGUGCAUUCAGACAACUCCAUCGGAUAGGCCAUCGAUGUCAAAGGUUAUUGAGAUGUUAGAAGGAAGUAUUCAGGCCAUACAGAUUCCACCAAAGCCAUUUCUGUUUUCUCCUAUGCCAUCACACCAAGGAAUUUCUUCGUCAUUAUCAUCGUGCGUAGAGUCUAGAGAUUGAACAUUCAGUUGAAAGUGCUA